AUGACCUCGCAUACUACUAUACAAUCUCAAAGCAAUGCGCCGACACUACUGUUGCUCUCGCUCCCACCGAAAACGCUGAUCGGCAUAGACCUCCUCUCUUUCAACUCGGCCCCCAAUUUCCACGGCAUCACCAACAUCCCCUACGGAGUGCAUUUCGUGUAUACAGGAACGCAUGCCUCGCUCUCCAUCCGCCACGGACGAUGGCUGCACCUCGCGCCUGGUGGUCCGCCGUCACAGGUUUUGAGGUGGAACAGUGAUACAGAACUUCUGGAGUUGUUGGACCACGACAGCCAGACGGCGCGGAAUGCUAUUGCCGCCGUUUCGAGUCGAGGGUUAGUCGACUACACUGCUCUGCAGGAUGCGACUUCCGAUCUAGCGACACGAGAGUCAGAAGCGGACAGCGCAUCGGGGCGGCCAUCUGAUGAGCGAUCAGAAAGCACCGACUGGCCGAAGCUCUCAAGCUAUAUCUCGGCAAGGCUCUUUGACCGUGUCCUCUCGCCAGAAUGGGCCGUGUCCUCUGUCUCUUCGGCACCUAGCGAUACGGAACAUAUCCCGGGUCUUUCGCAUCUCGAAACCACGAAUGCGCUGCACCAACUGCCGUUGAACCUGCUCCCGAUUGAUCUGAAGCAGACUUGGGAAAGUGGUGACAUUGGGCGCACACGGACUGAGCGGGCAAGGGAUAGGAGCUGGUAUCUGGCACAACUGGUCGACAGUCUUACGCCGCCCAACGGUGACAGGGCUCUUGGGGCCAAAGAAGUGUUGGCCGAGCUACAGUUCUGCUUCCUUAUGAUCCUUACGCUGUCCAACUACAGCUGCCUCGAGCAGUGGAAGAGGCUACUCGGCGUGCUCCUCACCUGCCAAAGUGCCCUGGUCGAGGUCGAGGCCUUUUUUGUGGAAGUGGUCAAGAUUCUGGACAUGCAGAUGAGACACGUCGAUGAUGUGGAGGGAGGCCUGUUUGAGAUGAGGGACGAGGGUGCCAGCCCUUGGUUGAGAUCUAUUUGGGGACGCUUUAGGGCCCUGGUAGAUGAGGCUUUUGCAGAAGAGAAGGAGAAGGGAAAGGCUCUACGCAAAGCGGUUGAGACUUUGCAGAAGCUGUUUGAGGACAAAUACGGCUGGCAAAGUGAGCGAGACAUUCUGAGGAGAGGAAUGGUGCAAUUAGAGGACGGUGAGAGCGUCGAGUUGACGAUGCAAGGAGCCGAUGAGGAUGACGAGGCAGGCGAGUAUGCGCCGGUUGUUGUUGACACAUAA
Messenger RNA from Capronia coronata CBS 617.96, 1248 nucleotides. RefSeq lists its product as uncharacterized. Bases 1 to 1248 code for a protein of 415 amino acids. The transcript has a single exon. Lineage: Eukaryota; Fungi; Ascomycota; Eurotiomycetes; Chaetothyriales; Herpotrichiellaceae. The record is from RefSeq and is a predicted model, not a curated record. Gene Ontology annotation, biological process: spliceosomal tri-snRNP complex assembly.